Cavenderia fasciculata is the source of this 1386-nucleotide messenger RNA. RefSeq lists its product as uncharacterized. The record is from RefSeq and is a predicted model, not a curated record. The coding region runs from base 1 to 1386 and encodes 461 amino acids. NCBI's taxonomy places the organism in Eukaryota, Evosea, Eumycetozoa, Acytosteliales, Cavenderiaceae. The transcript has a single exon.
AUGGAAUUCUCAACAUUUUCAUUGUGCUUACCAAUGAUAAUCAAGUUCUUUGUCAAUAUUCUUGAGAAACCAUUACCUCAAGAAGAAGAUGAUGAUCCAUCAUUGAACCAAAACAAGAAAAGAAUAAUUCCAACGCUCGAGACACUAUUCAAUAUUUUAAGUACCGAGGAUGGAAAUGUUUUGAGAGCAUUGGCACCGUUUGUACAUCUAUUGGUUGAUCCACUUUGCAAAUUGGCCAUUUAUCCACUCCACAACUGUAUUCGAUCCGAAUCUCUUUCUUGUUUACCCUAUUGUCUUGAACUAUCCCAACUACACUCGGGUGCAAGUCAAGACAAGAAGACCAUGAAGAUGUUUAGCAAGAUACUCAAUGUAUCUCUUAGUGAUUCAUAUACCGACCUCGGCGUCAUUUCUUCCCUUAUUUCAGUUGUAAAUAGUGUCAUUUCAAUGAUGGGAGACGAUGCAAUGACACUGGAUCAAGUCCAAAUGACAUUGAACACAAUUGUAAAGAUGGAGAAAUGGUUAUUUUAUAUGGCAUAUCAAAUUUUGGAUUUCAAUGAAGAUGUCAUUGGCGACCAAGAUCCAAGAUUGAUGAUAGCUGCAAUAGUUGACUCGAUGUCUUGUCUCUAUUCGAGUAUGGCCGAUAUGAUCAAGUACAACAGCACCAUCACGGCACCACUAAUCACCGCUGGUAUCUUGGAAAAUCUUUGCAAGAUGAUCAACGGCACUGCGAUGACUCGGGUCAAGGUUGCUAUGAUGGACUUUAUAACAGACUAUUGCUAUUAUGGUGGUGAGUUUGCACUAAACUCGUUGCCACUAUUCAUACCAACCCUCAUCAAGCAUCUGAAACAAAGCAGAGACUAUACAAGGAUCAAGUCAGCCAUGGUAUUGGCAGCUGCAAAGGUAGCCAAAGAAAGAUUAUCACCUUGGUUAACACAACUGGUACAGGGUAUGGACACCAUGAUCUCUCAAACAUCAUUCCCAGAUCUGAACAAGGUUGAAACAGAUGAGAUCAUCUAUAGUACUGGACAAAUAAUUCUAUUAGUCCCACCAACAGAUUCCUCCAGAAUCCUCAACACAAUCAUUCCAAAAUGGUUAAAUAAUCUUCCCAGAUCCAUCAUUGUCGACGAUGCAUUCGAAGAAGAUUACAGGGACCACAUCUCUAAAACCUUUUGUUCCGUUGUCAAAACCCACACCAACAAAUGUCUCGGUCAACAGUACCAACAUGUUGUCCAACUAUACCAAAUCAUCACAGGAUUUAUGGAAAUCUGUGCUCCACCAGAAAUUGAACUUCUCACUGAAACUUGGUCAUUGAUCAAAGAUACAUAUCUUGAAAGUUGGGAUCAAGUACCAUCAUUGACAAGAAAUGUAUUAUCAAAAUUGAAAUAA